GGUAUUUACGCUCUGGAGGUUCAGAUGUCCGAGGAUCACCUGAACGCAGCGCAGCCUCUGGUUCUGAGCGGAGCGCAGAGAGAAGCUCGGUGCUGCGACAUCUGACUCCAUAUAUCUCAGCAUGGACAGUCCUCUGGAGGCAGCUGCUGACUCCUCAGCACGCAGCUUCUCCCAGGUGCUGUUCCCGGACAUCCCUCAGUCCUACCGGCUCUCAGCCCCCAUCACCUGCCGCUACAGCCUCACUGCCGCCUUCCAGCCCAGCACCAGGGACUGGGUGGGCAUCUUUAAGGUUGGGUGGAGCACCACUAAGGAUUAUCAUACCUUCGUCUGGGUGGAGACCACCGUGGAUGCAGAGCAACAUUCUCUGACCAGACAGGUUGUUUUCAAGGAAUACUACCUGCCUAAAGACGAGGUGGAGUUUUACCAGUUCUGCUACGUGGACGGUGCCGGUCAGGUGCGAGGAGCCAGCACUCCUUUCUGCUUCAGGAAUCCAGCAGAGCAAAUCAUGGAGAACAGUCCGGACGAAGAGCUGCUGGUCAUCACAACGCAGGAACAGGUCGAACAGAGCGUCCGCGAGAAAGCCGAACUGCAGAAUAAGCUCGAUCUGAUGCAAGCCGAACACGAAACCGUGAAAAGUGCCUUACAGAAGGAGCAGCAAGAAGCCGCUAACCUCAAGGAGCAGAACGAACAGAGAGAGAAAGAAAGAAGCGACCUGGUCAAAGAGUUGGAUCAAGUCAAACAGCAAAAUGAAAACCUCAAAAGCACUUUAGAGCAGCAGCAGAAAGAAAACCAAAACUUGAAGGAGGAGAUGUUGGUCCAGAUGACCAACCAGGUGGAGAUUCAGCAACACAAGACUCAAAGCCUGAGUUUAGACGGCGCUGCGAGAACAAAUGAGGGGAAAUACGACCGAGCCAUGAUGAAGAUCAACCAGCUGAAAGAGGAGCGAGAGGAGCUGAGGGGGAAGAUCGACGUCCAGAGUGAGGAGAUUUCCAAGCUGAACGCCAAACUCAGAGAAGGAGAACGAGAACUGUUCAUAACAAAAGACAGAAUCCAGCUUCUACAGGUUGACCUUCAGAGCAGCGAGAAGGAGAAGGACAGACUCGCUGCAGAGCUGCAAAGGUUGCAAAGCCUCACACAGAACAUGGACGAAGUGAAGAGAGAGAACCAGGAGCUGUGCAGGAGGCUGUCGCAGCAGGACACGCCGCAGAACGCUCCGGAGGACGAGCUGAAGGUGCGCUGCCAGACUCUCUCCAAGCAGCUUCAGGAUGCUCAGGGGAAGCUGGCGGCUGAGAAGGAGGAGUCGAAGAACACCAAGAGACGGGCCGAGUUUCUGGAGAAAGAGAUGCAAGAAGUGAAGCAGCAGCUGAACAAUCUGAUCCCGUUGUACGAGCAGGAACAACGGAAAAGCAGCAAGUUUGAGCUCCAAAUGACAGAGAUGACGGAAAUGAUGGCCGAUAAGGACAUCGCCUCAGAUGAGAAGGAACAAGUGAUCCGGCUGGUGAAACAGGAGCAGGAAGAGCUGGAGAGAGAAAACCAGAAACUCCGAGGUGACAUCGAGAGGCUGCGUAGAGCUUAUACCGACCUCCAGGCAGGUUCUGGAGACUUGGCGUUGGUUCAGCCUGGCCGGAUUUCACCGGUCGGCGACGCUUCAGCAGCUCCAGACCAGCAGGAGACGCCUGAACAGAGCGAGCAGCUGUACGAGAUGAUGGCUGGUAUUGCAGUACAACAACAACAAGAGGAGGAGGAGGAGCAGGUUCUGGUGUGUCGUCACUGCCAGGAGAGCUUCCCCGGCAUCACCCAAAGCGAACUGGAGCAGCACGAGCAGAGCCACCGGGUGUGUCCCUUCUGCACCAUGAUCUGCGACGGCAUGGAGCAGUCGGUGUUCGAAGACCACGUCUACGGCCACGAGCUGUGAAAGCGGCGCUGCGGGGUCUGCAAACGUCUUAGAACAAGCAUCAAGGACCAUUUUACUCGUUUACGGCAAAUCACACACUGAACACCGACCGAUUUCCAAAUCGUUUUAGCUCCAAGCGUCUCAUCGCUCGAGCCUGCAGAGACCUGAAACCCGCCUGCGACAUUUAAUCCAUCACAGCGAGUGAAGUGUCCUCAUUUAUUUUUGGUCAAACGUUUAUCUCAUCGCUGCACGGUAGUAAAUUUAAGAUUUGUUUUGAAAGCUCUGCAGUGUGUGCUGGGUGUCAGGUGGCAUUUUCUGCUAUGAUACCCCACAAUAUGAAAAGCAUUUAUCUAUACGUUUGAGAAAAUAGGUUGUCAAAGCAGCCGUAUUUUCAAUAAGCAAGUGUAAAAUUGGCACAAAUCCAGCCAAGAAAUCAAAGUUUUGUUUACAUUAUCCAGUACACACAUUUAUUUCUUGUUCUGCCUUCUUCUGAGUGUCUUAAUCAGCUUGUAUCAGGGAUUAUAUUAAUCUCAAUCCAAAAAAAUCUUGACUUUUCUAACAUGAGGUUUGUUUUGUUUGCCAAUGUUUUAGUAAGACGAAGAUAGUUUGUCAGUUCUUUAACUAAGUUUUCUCCCUGGCAGGUAGCAACCUAGAUACAUCGGUGAGUAGAGCUCACUUUUCACUUUGUUUUGAGGGGGAAAAAAAUGGCAAAAUUCUUAUCUAAAUUACACACUAUUGGAUCAGUAAAUAAGUAAACAAUAAGGUUAGCAAUCUGGAUUUUAGUGCGACAGACUUUGACCCUGAACCCCGCAAAGAAUUUAACAGAUAAACAGGUCAAAAGUUAAAAAUUUCAAGCAUCAGCCGAAAAAUCGUGGUUGGCCAAUAUGUUUGUCUGUUCUGAAGCCAAUACAGAUAUAGUUUCAAGUAAUCAAGGAGACCGUAACUUAUAUUUGGAACUGACAUACAUUUGUAAUUAAAAUGAAAAUAGGAGUGUUUAAAUUUUAAAUAACCUUUUUCAAAUACUUACGUUUUACAAGUUAAUUUUAGAGUGAAUCUCUUAACAUUUACCCAUCAGAUUGAUUGGCUAUUAUUUGCAAAAAUGCACCAAUCAGAUUGAGAGAAGUGGCUGCAUCAGUGCCAAAGUCAUGCAUUUAAAAAAAUAUUUUAUCUACAUCAGCCAAUAAAAGGUCAAGGUAAUUCUUAAAAAUGCUAAAUAUUGGCUCUAAUAUUCGAUCACAUUGAUAAUCAGGUCAGCGCUGUGGAAAACAGCAGUAACACACACACAAUUUGCCGUAAACGGGUUAAAACGUGCAAAAGCAGUGAUAUGGUCCUUUAAGGAGGUGAAUCUAUAAGAAUGACACCAUUUACAUUUAAUGUAUUAACCAGUAUUUCUCAUUUACAGUAUAACUUUGUAUUUAGCGUCUCUCAGAGGAAGUUCUGAUCUACUAUAACCAGAUCAGACUGAACUUUAUUUAACCCGGUUCUGAUGAAUGUUGGCUGCAGAAGUGGAUUCAUGUGAAUAAAUAACUGCAUUUAAAUGAAUAAUAAAAAGUCCAACACCA
Molecule: messenger RNA, 3456 nt
Organism: Amphiprion ocellaris (clown anemonefish)
Lineage: Eukaryota; Metazoa; Chordata; Actinopteri; Pomacentridae
Gene: calcoco2
Product: calcium binding and coiled-coil domain 2
Exons: 15
Coding region: 122-1915 (597 amino acids)
Source: RefSeq, a predicted model, not a curated record